AUGCUUGUGGUAAUGCUGAAAGAUAAAUACUGUGGAAUAACUCGAAUAUGUGUUAUAUUAUUCCUUGGAAUUAUUCUCGACUCUCUUUCCAAAGUCGGAGGAGAUGUCGAAAACCAUAUUAUGGUGAACUGUGAUACUUUACGAAUGGGGCAGUACCUAUGCCCUGAUCCUGCUUAUGUUGAUGACUUAAUAGACCCCAAAACGCAGCAACUCCAUGGAUGUACAAGAGAAAAUAAAGCUAAGGUGAGAUGCAUAGCAGUGGAAGGCUUGAUAUGCAACAAUACAUCAAACUCAACAUUUUUCAGAGAAAUGCCAUGCCAAUGGACGAAUGGCUAUUCAUUUGAAACAGCACUUCUACUUUCUAUUUUUCUUGGAAUGUUUGGUAUUGAUCGAUUUUAUUUGGGAUAUCCUGCAAUAGGUUUAGCAAAGUUUUGUACAUUAGGGUUCAUGUUUAUAGGGCAAUUGAUUGAUAUAAUCCUGAUAGCAACACAAACUGUAACUCCAGCUGAUGGAUCAGCUUAUGUAAUUCCAUAUUAUGGACCACGUAUUGAGGUCAUUAGAAGUGAUAAUAACACUUAUAGAUUAAGACAAGAGGAUUGGUGA
Messenger RNA from Phaedon cochleariae (mustard beetle), 603 nucleotides. Lineage: Eukaryota; Metazoa; Arthropoda; Insecta; Coleoptera; Chrysomelidae. The record is from the annotation of a GenBank genome assembly.